AUGAAAUUAAUGGAGAAUAGAAACAACGUGACAGAGUUUGUACUACUGGGGCUUACAGAGAAUCCAGAAAUGCAGAAAGUCAUAUUUGCUGUGUUUCUUGUCAUCUACAUCACUGCUGUGGUAGGAAAUGGGAUCAUUGUGGUCGCCAUCAUUGCCAGUCCAUUGCUGGGUUCCCCCAUGUACUAUUUCCUGGCCUAUCUCUCCUUUAUAGAUGCCUGUUAUUCCUCUGUCAAUACUCCAAAACUAAUUGUGGAUUCACUCCAUGAAAAGAAGACCAUCCUAUUCAAUGGAUGUAUGACCCAAGUCUUUGGGGAACAUUUCUUUGGAGGUGCUGAGGUCAUUCUGCUUACUGUGAUGGCCUAUGACUGCUAUGUGGCCAUAUGCAAGCCCUUGCACUACACAACCAUCAUGAACCAGCAGUUGUGUGGGUUGCUCGUGGGAGUGUCACGGAUGGGAGGUUUUCCUCAUGCAACCAUACAGCUCCUCUUCACGUUCCAAUUACCCUUCUGUGGUCCUAACAUCAUAGAUCACUUCAUGUGUGAUCUGAACCCUUUGCUUACUCUUGCCUGCACUGAAACCCACACUCUAGGGCUUUUUGUAGCUGCUAACAGUGGGUUCCUCUGCAUGUUAAACUUCCUCCUCUUGCUGGUCUCCUGUGUGGUCAUCCCUGAGGCUUUGCAAACUCACAGCUCUGAAGGACAGUGGAAGGCCAUCUCCACCUGUGCCUCCCAUAUUACUGUUGUCAUCUUACUCUUUGUUCCCUGUAUAUUUGUGUACAUUCGGCCCAUGGGCACCUUCCCCAUUGAUAAAGUUGUUGCCAUGUUUUAUACUCUAGUAACACCCAUGCUAAACCCUUUAAUCUACACCCUCAGAAAUGCAGAAGUGAAAAAUGCAAUGAAGAAGCUCUGGAGCCAAAGAAUGGUCUUAGAUAAUAAUUAA
Choloepus didactylus (southern two-toed sloth) is the source of this 939-nucleotide messenger RNA. Its product is annotated as olfactory receptor 4C13-like. Gene Ontology annotation, biological process: G protein-coupled receptor signaling pathway. Bases 1 to 939 code for a protein of 312 amino acids. Lineage: Eukaryota; Metazoa; Chordata; Mammalia; Pilosa; Megalonychidae. The record is from RefSeq and is a predicted model, not a curated record. Gene Ontology annotation, molecular function: G protein-coupled receptor activity; olfactory receptor activity. The transcript has 3 exons. Gene Ontology annotation, cellular component: membrane.